CUGACACUGUGAAGGUUUGUCCGGAAUAAUAAUUAGUGCCAAAGAUGGAUGAAAAGCGAAUUGUUGAUUUUCCCUAUGAAUUCGAAGAACUUGACGAUAAUGAAGUGCAGAAUUUUUAUUCAGGUGUCAAGGCAGACUACAUCACCGUAGGCCCAAAGAAAUACUUCAUGACAACAGGAUACUUGUCAGCAGCUGCAAAAAUUUACAACUUCCCAGUCAAAUCAGAGGACACUUUCAUUGUAACCUUCCCAAAGUCAGGAACAACUAUGACUCAGGAAUUAGUUUGGCUGUUAUGCAACAAUUUAGACUACGAGAGGGCAAAAUCGAUAAACCUCAGUGAAAGAUCACCUUUUUUAGAAAUAAGUACAUUGUUUUCGUUUGAAGAUUUUCCAAUGACGGAAGAAGAGAAACAAAAAUUUGUUAAAUCCCAAAUACCUACAACACACGAAGACAUAGAAAAAAUGCCCUCACCAAGGUUCAUCAAAACUCACCUACCUCUGUCUCUACUACCACCGUAUCUAUUGGACACUACAAAGGUAGUAUACGUGGCCCGUGAUCCGAGAGAUGUUGCAGUAUCCUUCUAUAAAUUUCAGAAAUUUCUAAGGAUAUUAACACCUGACAAAGAAUUUAAACAGUAUUGGAAGUUUUUCCUGCGUAACCACAUUCCGUGGACUCCAUAUUUCGAUAAUGUUCUCGAAGCUUGGGAGCAGCGGAAUCAUCCAAACAUGUUAUUUUUGUUCUACGAGGACAUGGUUAAGGAUUUACCUGGGACUGUACGCCUCGUGGCAAAUUUUUACAACAAAUCUCUCUCCGAAGAACAAGUGAAUGAACUUGCUGAUCAUCUCAGAUUUGACAACUUUAAGCAGAACAAGUCAGUUAACAUGGAAGACAUGAAAGAUCUCGGCAUAUUUACGAGUGAUGGUGCUUUUAUAAGGAAAGGGAAGCCAGGCGGAUGGCGGAAAUACUUCGACGAAGAAAUGGCGGCCGAGGCAGAGGAGUGGAUCGCAAAACAUCUACGCGAUACCGACUUCCGGUUCCCUCAUUUGGACAUUUAUUACAACGAUAACGAACGCAUUGCAAGUGCGAAUAGAUUGUUAGUUUUAACUAAACUGUUGUGCUGUGAAGUUGUAUUGUUAAGUAUUCUGUUUGUGGCAAUGGAUAAAAAACGUAUCGAAAACUUUCCUUACGACUUUGAAGAAUUGGAUCCGCAAGAAAAUGAAGAGAUUACUAACUGCAUACGAGGUUACAAGGAAGAAUUUAUCCGCGUUGGCCCCAAAAAAUACUUCGUCCAGAAGCGAUACGUAUCAGUAGCUGCAGCCAUUUACAAUUUUCCACUAAGAUCUGAUGACACUUACGUUAUUACCUUCACUAAAUCGGGAACAACUUUGACUCAGGAAUUAGUAUGGUUGAUAUGCAACAAUUUAGAUUAUGAGAAGGCUGCUUCAACAAUUUUAAAUAAAAGAUUUCCAUUUUUAGAAGUUGCAGCGUUAGUACCAGCAGAAGAACUUUCGUAUAUAUCGGAGGAUCAAAAAAAAGUGAUAAAACAACGCUUAAUGCCAAACACUAUUAAAGAAAUAACAGAAAUGGCGUCACCGAGAUUUAUAAAAAGCCACAUGCCGAUGUCCUUAUUACCACCUUCGCUAUUGGAUAAAACAAAGGUGGUAUACAUGAUGCGUGACCCAAGAGAUGUGGCCGUUUCUUAUUAUCACCAUCUAAAAUUAAUGAAGCAGAUGAAACCAGAUAAAGAAUUUAAACCGUUUUGGAAUUACUUCGUUUCGGAUAAUAUUUUCUGGGCGCCUUUCUUUGAUCAUGUGCUUGAAGCUUGGGAGAAAAGGAAUCACCCCAACAUGUUAUUUUUAAUUUAUGAGGAUGUAAUAAAGGAUAUGCCAGGAACAGUGCGACGUGUGGCUGAUUUUUUUGGAAAAACAAUUUCAGACGAACAAGUGAACAAACUUGCCGACCAUCUUGGUUUCGAUAACUUUAAGAAGAAUAAAUCGGUUAACAUGGAACACUUGCAGGAAAGUGGUGUAUUUACAAGCGAAGGCGCUUUUAUUAGAAAAGGUCAGCCAGGAGAAUGGAGAGAAUAUUUUGAUGAAGAGAUGACAGCGCAGGCGGAAGAAUGGAUUGCGAAAAACCUACGCGGGACUGACCUUCGUUUACCUAACUGUUAAAGUUUCAUUAUAUUGAUAUAAUAUUAAAAUAAAAUUAAUUAUAUAAUAUUAAAAUAAAAGUAAAUUGAAAGUACCGAAGUGAUUUAUGCUUCCUUAAAAACAUACAAGCAAUCUUUGCCUAAUAA
This is a messenger RNA of Bicyclus anynana (squinting bush brown), 2296 nucleotides long. RefSeq lists its product as uncharacterized. The record is from RefSeq and is a predicted model, not a curated record. Gene Ontology annotation, biological process: sulfation. Gene Ontology annotation, cellular component: cytoplasm. Bases 45 to 2171 code for a protein of 708 amino acids. The transcript is spliced from 16 exons. Gene Ontology annotation, molecular function: sulfotransferase activity. Lineage: Eukaryota; Metazoa; Arthropoda; Insecta; Lepidoptera; Nymphalidae.